Molecule: messenger RNA, 3066 nt
Organism: Octodon degus (degu)
Lineage: Eukaryota; Metazoa; Chordata; Mammalia; Rodentia; Octodontidae
Gene: Dolpp1
Product: dolichyldiphosphatase 1
Exons: 8
Coding region: 25-741 (238 amino acids)
Biological process (GO): protein N-linked glycosylation; lipid biosynthetic process
Cellular component (GO): intracellular membrane-bounded organelle; endoplasmic reticulum membrane
Molecular function (GO): dolichyldiphosphatase activity
Source: RefSeq, a predicted model, not a curated record
AGCGAAGCCCGGUCUCCGGGUAAGAUGGCAGCGGACGGACAGUGCUCGCUCCCCGCUUCAUGGCGGCCGGUGACCCUCACCCACGUCGAAUAUCCUGCAGGUGAUCUCUCCGGCCACCUCCUCGCCUGCCUGAGCCUCGGCCCCGUGUUCGUCAUUGUUGGUUUCGUGACGCUCAUCAUCUUCAAGCGGGAACUGCACACAAUCUCUUUCCUCGGGGGCCUGGGCCUGAACGAGGGGGUCAACUGGCUGAUCAAACACGUCAUCCAGGAGCCACGGCCCUGUGGAGGCCCCCACACAGCGGUGGGCACGAAGUACGGGAUGCCCUCGAGCCAUUCCCAGUUCAUGUGGUUCUUCUCUGUCUACUCCUUCCUCUUCCUGUAUUUAAGAAUGCACCAAACCAAUAAUGCCAGGUUUCUAGACCUGCUGUGGAGGCACGUGCUGUCUUUGGGGCUCCUCACUGCGGCCUUUCUGGUCUCCUACAGCAGGGUCUACCUGUUGUACCACACCUGGAGCCAGGUGCUGUAUGGGGGCAUCGCUGGAAGCCUCAUGGCCGUUGCCUGGUUCAUCUUCACUCAGGAGGUCCUCACCCCACUGUUCCCCAGGAUAGCAGCCUGGCCCAUCUCCGAGUUCUUCCUGAUCCGAGACACGAGCCUCAUCCCUAACGUGCUCUGGUUUGAGUACACAGUGACCCGGGCAGAAGCCAGGAAUAGACAGCGCAAGCUGGGGACAAAGCUGCAGUGACCUCCACAUCUGGGCCGUGUGAUGCCUUGCAAGGUGGACAGCAUGACAGAGGGACGAAGCAGAGACCUCUACAGACCCAAGUCACCAAGCGGAGCCUUUUUGUUUUCUUAAUUUUCAUUUUAAUGAACGAGGUGGACCAAAGGGCUGAGCCAGCCCCUCAGCCAGGACCCUGGGAGAGCCUGCUGCCCCGGGCCACAUGGCCAGAGACCUUGCUGUGUUGCCGCCAGUCCCUGGCAGGGUGAAGCGUGCCCUUGGCACAGGCACCAGGGUGUGGGGAGAACAGGGCUUGCACCUCUGGGCUUGGGGCUGGGAGCUCCAGGGGGUGUGAGACACACACACUAUUUAUUGUUUUGUAAAAGGCAGGAGGGGUUUGGAGAAGGGCCUGGGAGAGCCGGUGCGCGAUGGCUCUGUGUGCAGAGGGACCUUCCUGCCGCUGUCCCAGAAGCUCGGUGUUUCCCUGACAGCAGGGCUGGAGCUAGCAUGCGGCUGGCGGCUGCCGUGAUUGUGUUCUUCCCCAGUUCCCCUGACCCCACAAGGGCUUCCUCUGGUCCCCCAUCCUGACAGCUGUCCCUUUCUGACAAAAGAGCCUGCACAUGUGGGUACACACACCCAGGCUGUUUACAGCUCUUUUUUGUCCCACCAGUAGUAGUCCUCUUCCGGCUGAACAAAUGCCAGGGGCCAGAGCCGGCGAGCCCCACCUUCCUUGUAUGAGCAGAACUUGUCCUUGUCCCUGACUGGGGACCUGUUUGGGACCACCCUCGGGCCUGGGACUGUGUGCCCAGGAAGGCACCUAAGGGACCUGUAGGUCACUGUGGUGCUUGUGGGCAGAUGCACUCCUCAAGUGUCCAGAACUGCGCCUGGCCCCGUGGACCCGUGUCUGAUGCCCCCUUUUCUUUGUGGAGGUUUCUAACCUGCUGCUGAAGCACAAUUUUUUGGUGCUUUCUUUUCUCAUUUGUUCAAGGCAGUGUCCAAAGCCAUUCUAGAUGCCAGGAUCAGGGCUGAUUUCUAGGGAGGUAGGUCAGUGCCCAUGUUUCCCUCCCCUCCCCUUAGGAUUUUUAUUUUGUACUUUCUUGCCUGAGAUAAGCCAAGAGUGAGGUGGUUUGAUUUCAGAAAAAAAAAAAAAAAAAAAAAAAAAUCAAUGAAAUUGUUUACUAUUGUUUUAAAAUAAAAUCUUAAACUCUGAUGGCUGCAGUAUGUGCUGGCUAAGCCCAAGAGACGGUGCAAUCAAGACCAUAAAAUUAGAAGCCUCUCUCCAAGGUAUCUAGUCCUGGCCGGAUGUGAGGCUGCACACUCCUAAUUCCAAAGUUUUGGGAGGCUGAGGCAGGAGGAUGGUAAGUUCAAGCCCAGGUUGGGUAACCUGGUAAUGAGACCCUGUCUGAGCAAGUAGAAAGGGCUGGCAACGUAGCUCAGUGCUAAGCCCUAGGUUCACUCCCCCAUAGCAGAAGUCAGUCAAUUGAGCCAUCUUCUCUGCCCCUAAAGCAGGGCUUUGGUGGCCUCAACACUUCCAGCAGGACCCGUCCAGUCUGGUUCCGGGGUGCUCUGGCCAGCAAGGAAGUUGCCUCACUGAGGCCAGCCAGUGCAGGGAGCUCUGGCCUGCCCCAAUCAGAAACAACCUUGUCCUGGAGGUGCCAAGGCCAGGCCGGGUUCCCCAGAGCCUUGACAAUGAACCUUGACUUCAGGCUGUGACACCAGGUCUGGCAGCAGCAAACACAUUUCUGGGGGAAGAGGCCUGCGUUUCAGGUUUCAAUUCUGGAUCGAGGAGUUUUUAUAUUAUAAAGGAGUCAGGUGUAGUGGUGGUAAACACCUGUAGACUACUAGCUGGGAGGCUGAGGCCGGAGAAACCUAAGUUCCAGAGCAGCCCGGGCAGCUUAGUGAAAUUGUCUUAAAAGCUAAAAAGGGCCAGGGCUGUUGGCUCAGUAGUAGUGUCCCAGAGCUCAGUCCCCAGCACAGAAAGAUCAUCAUGGAGCCCACUGUACAGGCACCAUCGCCUGCGUCCUGAGGUCUGGGCAGGUGGCUGCCCUUACCCAGCCUUUGGGGAGAACUGGGUGCAGUGAGCCCCACCUUCACGUGGCCAAGGAGUCGGCCAGGCAUGGCCGGUGAGGCCCUUCAGCUGUGCCGCAGCCUCUCUGCCCUGGACAGCUGGGCGACCAGUGCAGAGCAGCUGCCGAGCCACGUGGGCUCCUCGGCCCCCGGCCUGGAGACAAGGGUGUCCCCAGGGAAUUUCUGCCCAGCCAUUUAGUGUUCUGAUGACUUAAGUUCCGAACUUCAGUUUCCUCAUCUGAAAAACAAGGAAGCUGGGCCACAGCCAUGUCCAUCUGUAAUUCC